AUGAGUGCUCAGGCAGCCCCGUCGUAUCUGGGGGGGGGCAAAAUUCCCGACGGCGACGUGCUCUGCCACACGUCACGUCUUGUCUCCCCGUGCGUAGGCAGAAAGCGGGCUGAGGAUUGCCUUUUUGCCACACUGAAUGUGUGUGGAGGUGUAGAAGGUAAAAUGGUAGAGAUAUGUGAGAUGAUGAACAUGAGAAAGAUUGAUGUGUUAGGAGUGAGUGAGACUAAAAGAAAGGAUGGUGUAGCUACCACCCAUGGCCAAUACUUUGCGUACUGGUCUAGUGUGGCAAGUUCCCGGAGGGGCAGCCAGGGGGUGGGAGUUAUACUAUCUGAAAGAAUGAAUGAAUGUGUGAAAGGGUAUAAAUGUGUUAAUCCCAGAAUACUUUGGAUUCGCCUCAAAAUAGGCUUGACCAAAUUAUUUAUAGUCAGUGCCUACGCCCCAGACAUGUCAAAGCCAGUUGGGGUGAGGGAAGAAUUCUGGGAUAACUUGAGAGAUGUACUGAAUGAAUGUAAAGAGAAUGAAAGAAUAAUUAUGCUAGGGGAUUUUAAUGGAUGGGUUGGGGUGGCACGCGAUGGGUACGAAAGAGUUUUAGGGCGAUUUGGAGAUGAAAGAGUGAAUGAGAAUGGGGAAUGUCUUCUGGGUAUAUGUGUCGAGAAAAAACUUCUUGUGACCAAUACAAUAUUUAGUCACAAGAAAAUCCACAUGUAUACAUGGCAGAGACAUACAGAAAGGAGUAUGAUUGAUUUUGUGAUUGUAGAUGAACGAUUGAGGACGAAAAUUAAAGAUUCCAGGGUGUACCGUGGUACGAAUGUCGGUAGUGACCACUUCCUCGUUAUAGCUAGAAUAGCGGGACUGGCGAUGAAGUGGAGACAUCGGCCACGGAUAAGGGUGCCUGGAAUUGAGAGAGUGAGAGUGGAACGAUUGAGAGAAGAGAAAGCCUGUGAUGAGUAUAGAAAAUUGUUAAAUGAAAGGACUAGAGAGCUACUGGAAGGUGAGGAAUGGAAUAUAGAAGAAUUUUGGAAAGAAUUGAAGGACGCAGUGAUCGCAGUAGCUACUCAAGUAUGUGGUGUAAGCAAGAGAAAGAACCCUGGAAGCAAAAGAAAUGAAUGGUGGGAUGAUGAAGUGAAAGAGGUGAUAGAGCAAAAGAAGAAAGCUUGGCUCGAUCUAUUAGCGUCAAAAGCAAAUAGAAGAAUGCUAUAUCUGAUAGUAUGA
Molecule: messenger RNA, 1212 nt
Organism: Spodoptera frugiperda (fall armyworm)
Lineage: Eukaryota; Metazoa; Arthropoda; Insecta; Lepidoptera; Noctuidae
Product: craniofacial development protein 2-like
Exons: 1
Coding region: 1-1212 (403 amino acids)
Biological process (GO): chromatin remodeling
Cellular component (GO): nucleus
Molecular function (GO): catalytic activity
Source: RefSeq, a predicted model, not a curated record